Elephantulus edwardii (Cape elephant shrew) is the source of this 559-nucleotide messenger RNA. RefSeq names its product signal sequence receptor, gamma (translocon-associated protein gamma) (gene SSR3). The transcript has 5 exons. NCBI's taxonomy places the organism in Eukaryota, Metazoa, Chordata, Mammalia, Macroscelidea, Macroscelididae. The record is from RefSeq and is a predicted model, not a curated record. Bases 2 to 559 code for a protein of 185 amino acids. Gene Ontology annotation, cellular component: membrane; endoplasmic reticulum. Gene Ontology annotation, biological process: SRP-dependent cotranslational protein targeting to membrane.
CAUGGCUCCCAAAGGCGCCUCCAAGCAGCAGUCCGAAGAGGAUCUGCUCCUGCAGGAUUUCAGCCGGAACCUCUCGGCCAAGUCCUCUGCGCUGUUCUUCGGCAACGCCUUCAUUGUGUCCGCCAUCCCUAUCUGGCUCUACUGGCGAAUAUGGCAUAUGGACCUGGUUCAGUCUGCUGUUCUGUAUAGUGUGAUGACCCUUGUAAGCACUUACCUGGUAGCCUUUGCAUACAAGAAUGUCAAAUUCGUUCUCAAGCACAAGGUGGCUCAGAAGAGAGAGGAUGCCGUUUCCAGAGAAGUGACUCGGAAACUUUCUGAAGCUGAUAACAAGAAGAUGUCUCGGAAGGAGAAAGAUGAAAGAAUCUUGUGGAAGAAGAAUGAAGUUGCUGAUUAUGAAGCUACUACAUUUUCUAUCUUUUAUAACAACACCCUAUUCCUGUUUUUGGUCAUUGUUGCUUCCUUCUUUAUUCUGAAGAACUUCAACCCCACGGUGAAUUACAUUCUGUCCAUCAGUGCUUCAUCGGGACUCAUCGCCCUGCUGUCCACUGGCUCCAAGUAG